Molecule: messenger RNA, 4419 nt
Organism: Pyrus x bretschneideri (Chinese white pear)
Lineage: Eukaryota; Viridiplantae; Streptophyta; Magnoliopsida; Rosales; Rosaceae
Product: disease resistance protein Roq1-like
Exons: 12
Coding region: 535-4113 (1192 amino acids)
Biological process (GO): defense response; signal transduction
Molecular function (GO): ADP binding
Source: RefSeq, a predicted model, not a curated record
UUGCAGAAAGGUUUGACCUUUGAAUUGGAGCUAUAGUGUUCGUUCCUAUUGCUACAUUGGCAGCUUUUGGGUCAGAAAUGUUCACAGUUGUCUUCAUCUGAAACGAGUCAAUCAACUGUAUACCAUCACCGUCAAUCAUUGAGAACUUCAGCAUGUACUACAAAUCUGGAUCAAAGCUAGAUUAACCUCUCAUAUGGUUUUUGCCAAUUGUCAUUUUUGAAGGCUAUGACAGUUUAUGCCAUCAUCCAGUGUUACUAUUUGGAGAAGAUUGCUGAUCAAAAUAAUAGAAGCAUGUACAUCAUCACAAAUAAAACAAAAAAAUUGGGAAGCGACAGUCAAUAUAACUUUCAGAGAAAGAAGGCUUGCAUUCAAUCGCUUUUGUGAGAAAAGAACCCCUCUUCCGGUAAUUGAAUGAGAUUCAACGGCUUAAACUGAGUUAUCAGGGACUUAAGAUGAAAUCAAAUUAUCAAAUAUGUGUUGACACGGAGUCAAAUAUCUAACCGCAUACCGAUUUACAUCAACUGCCUUUUUUCAAUGGCGUUAAGCACCCAAACAGCCUCUGCAUCUUUUCUUUCGAAUGAAUCAGCUCCUCGAUGGAAGUAUGACGUGUUUUUGAGUUUCAGGGGUGUAGACACCCGCAAGGGCUUUGUAUCCCAUUUACACCAUGAAUUGUCCAAGUGCCAAGGAAUUACGACUUUCAUGGACGAUCGAGAGCUUGAAGGAGGAACAAGUAUUCAUCUUGAGCUCCCAAGUGCGAUCAAAGAAUCGCAUAUUGCAAUUGUUGUUCUCUCACCGAACUAUGCUUCUUCCAAAUGGUGCUUGGACGAACUUACAACCAUUCUUCGAUGCAUGGAAUCCAGGAACUCAGUUCUGCCGGUCUUUUAUCAGACAGAUCCAUCUGACGUCGGAAAUCAACGGGGAUGUUUUGCCGAAGCCUUUACGAAGCAUGAACAAAAUUCGAGCAGUACCGAAGAUAAAGAGAAGGUGGUCCAAUGGAAAGCUGAUCUAAAAAAAGUGUCCAAAAUUUGUGGUUGGCACUCGAAGGAAUCUAAGAGUGAAAGUGAGAUUAUACAACAACUCGUCAAAAGUGUGUGGAGGAAACUGCAAGCUACAUUCCCAUUGUUAGAUUCCCCACAGGAGUUGGUUGGGGUUAAUUUUGGGCUUGAGCAACUAAGUUCGUUGUUAGCUCAUGAUGUCAAUGAUGUUCGCUUUAUAGGGAUAACGGGGAUGGGUGGCAUUGGUAAGACAACCCUUGCUAAGCUUGUUUAUGAUAGAAUCUUCCAUCAUUUUGAAGUUCACUGCUUUCUCGGCAACGUUAGAGAGGUUUCUAACGUUGAUCUUCAAAAAAGACUUCUUUUCCCGGUGUUGAGGGAAAAGAUCGAAGAAAUUUGGGAUGAAGAGCACGGAAUCAUUUUCAUUAAGAAGUGCUUACACAACAAAAAGGUUCUUCUUGUACUUGAUGAUGUGGAUCACAUAAACCAACUACAAGUACUAGCUGGAAAAGAAGAUUGGUUUGGCAUGGGAAGCAGAAUUAUCAUUACAACUAGAAAUGAACGUCUGCUAGUCGAGCAUGGCAUAACAUUAUGUCAUAAUGUUGAGGUGUUAAAUGAUGAUGAGGCUCUUGCACUGUUUAGCCUGCAUGCCUUUAAGAAAAAUAUGCCCGAGGAUGGGUUUUUGGAACUGUCUAAGUGUUUCAUUAAAUAUGCUGGAGGCCUUCCAUUAGCUCUUAAAACUUUUGGGUCGGCAUUGUUUAAGAGAGGGCUAGAUUUUUGGAAUAGUACACGGGAUAAUCUGUCAAAAAUUCCUAAUACAGAAAUUAUUCAUAAACUUAAAAUAAGUUAUGAUGAACUAGAAGAGAUGGAGAAGAGCAUUUUUCUUGAGGUUGCAUGUCUCCACAAAGGGAAGUACAGAAUGGAAGUAAUUGAAAUACUAGAUAUUUCUUUUGGAAUUUCUAGUAGUACUAUGAUAGAUGUACUAAUUGAGAGAUCUCUCCUCUAUCAAGAUCGCAACAAUCGCAGUGAUCGCAACGAAUAUAUAUGGAUGCAUGACUUGAUACAAGAUAUGGCACGUGAAAUUGUUCGUCAAGAGUCUAAAGAGCCUGGUCAGCGCAGUAGGUUGUGGCUUUACGAUGACAUCGAUCAGAUAUUUAGGAAGAAUAAGGGAACGGCAGCAAUUGAAGCCAUAUCCUUACGCUUGUCCAACGUAGAAGAGGUGCCCCAGUGGAAUUGUGAAGCCUUCUCUAAGAUGGAGAGACUGAGGUUUUUGGAAUUCAAUAAUUUGAUCUUUUCUUCAGGCCCAAAAUCUCUUCCAUGUUCCUUGAGAAUUAUAAAUUGGAGUUGGUAUCCUUCUAAUUUUCUUCCAACAAGCUUUCGCCCGCACUUGCUUGGUAAACUUGAGAUGCGUAAUAGCAAUCUUGUUCGUUUUUUGGGGGGAAAAGUGGACUUGCCCAACUUGAAACAUAUUGAUCUUAGAUGCUCCAAUAAAUUGAAGAAUACCCCAGAUUUCAAUGGUCUUCCAAAUCUUGAGAAUUUGGAGCUUUCCGCUUGUAAGAAUUUAGUUGAGAUACAUCCGUCUAUUGCAGUCCUCAAAAGACUUAAAGUUUUGCAACUUGAUGGCUGUGAAAGCAUUAAGAGCCUCCCAAGUAAGGUUGAAAUGGAUUCUCUUGUAGAUUUCAAUCUUGGUGGCUGCUCAAAUGUGAAAACGGUUCCAGAAUUUGGGGAGCAGAUGAAGAAUUUAUCCUCGCUCACGUUAGACAACACUGCGAUCGAGAAAAUACCUUCAUCAAUUGGACAUGCGGUUGGCCUUAGUUAUUUGUUUCUACGGAAAUGCAAAAAUCUCUUGUACCUUCCAAGGGCUAUUUGUAAUUUGAAGUCUCUUUACCAUCUCAAUGUGAUUGGAUGCUCAAAGAUUGACAAACUCCCAGAAGACAUGGAUCACUUAUCGUGGCUUACAGUGGGACCCACUAUGACAAAGCCGUUUGUGGGUAUGAAAAAUCUCAAAGGUCUAAUAUUUACGAGAAAUUAUGACAUGGUUUGGAUGAAUAAUGUUAAAGCCACUUAUGGAUCAAAUGGUACAGCAAGGGAUGGGUGGGGCCUUCGCCGCUUAUUUGGACUUGAAAAGAGUCCCCCUGAUCCUCCUCUUUGUUGGCAUUUGGUGUUGUCUUCUCUAAAUCGUUUAUGCUCUUUGACAUACUUAUGUCUAGAUGAUUGUAAUCUCCAGGAGGGGGAUAUCCCCGAUGAUAUUGGCUCCUUGACCUUAUUGGAAACAUUGUAUCUCUGCAGAAAUAAUUUCCUCAGUCUACCUGAAAGCAUUAGACACCUUUCUAAGCUUAGGGAUCUUCAUCUGGAGGGGUGUAAAAGCCUUCAAAAAUUGCCACCUCUUCCAUCAAACAGAGGAUUAACGGUAGAUCUGGACAAUUGCACUUCCUUACGAAGUUUGUCAGGUGCAUUCAAUUUGUAUUUUGCUAGUGUCACUUGCCGGAAUUGCAUUGCAUUGGUUCCAGAUGAAGACUUGAUCAAUAGGUUUCUGAAAUCUGUCAUUCAGGGAUCGAAAAUUGUAAUCCCUGGAAGUGAAAUUCCAAAGUGGUUCAAUAAUCAGAGUGUGGGACAUUCAAUAAAUGUGGAGCUUCCUCCACCAUCAUGUACCAACUGGCUUGGGAUUGCCUUGUGUGUUGUUUUUCAAUACCAAGACCCUUUACAAAAUGUGGAGCUUCCUUAUUGUCGUCUCAGAAUUCACUGUCCAGUGGAACUUGUUAGCCCUGAAAGACUUGACCCAGAAUACCCUUGGACUACCUUAUUAUUACCGUCUCUUGUGUCAGAAAACCUUUGGUUAUUUUAUUUUCCUCGUCAAUAUUGUUUGCCUCGUGCAGAUUGUCAUCAAGUACAGUUUUUAUUCGGAAUUGACUUUCUUAAUAUUGGUUGGAGAGAACUAAAAGCAAACUUGAAUAUGGUGAAGAAGUGUGGGGCUCGUUUGGUGUACGAGCAAGAUUUGAAAGAACUCAACCAAAAACUACUGAAACGAACAUGCGAAUAUCGUGACGAGGCAGCUCCAAGUGGACCCGGAAGUGCUAGUUUCAACGACACAAAACAAAUUUGCAAAAGGCGUUGUAACUAGUCACCAUGUCACAAAAAAUGCAAAUUACUUGGGCAUUAAGAAGAUUGACUAACAAUCUGAUCAUCUUGCCUAAUGCAACAAGUGGGUACCUUGGAAACUCGCAACGCCAUGGGGGCUGCUCUGUCAGUCGAGAUCUUAAGGUUCAUUUUCUGAAGACGCCAUUAGCAUUAACAUGUAAACCAGGGGUUGAAUUCAAACUUCUGUACUCUGGCAGAAAUUGAUUUGUUUCUGUCUGAUUUUGUAACCAAUGCAAACUUGUAGUCCAGAAACAGAAACGUUGCUAAGGAAACAACACUUUUUGCUCAA